Molecule: messenger RNA, 1477 nt
Organism: Lolium perenne
Lineage: Eukaryota; Viridiplantae; Streptophyta; Magnoliopsida; Poales; Poaceae
Biological process (GO): protein ubiquitination
Cellular component (GO): membrane
Molecular function (GO): zinc ion binding; ubiquitin-protein transferase activity
Source: RefSeq, a predicted model, not a curated record
AUCUCCUCUGUUUGCCUCUCUUCUAAUUUAAAUCCCAGGGAAGCAAAGCCCGGAAGCAAAGAGGACGCGGUGAGAGUGUUCUUCCGUUGCAUUUCCUCUUGGCUUGGCUAGCUUGGCCUCCGUUCUUUUCUUACAUCUCCCUCCACUCCAUCUCUUGCUUCCCUUAACCCCUGCCCUCUCUCCCUCCACUCAUCUUCUUCUUCUUGCCUUAACCACGCCCCAAAUCAACCCUUCAAAGCUUUCUUCAUCCGCUUCCCUCGCCGUCCUGCUGGUGUUCUUGAUAACUUCCGCAAGGUCUCUGCCUCUUCUCUUCUCUAGGAGGAUCGAUGGGUGACCACCUAGCGCUGCUCGUGGACCGGCUGCUCACGGAGGCGACGCUGGAGGCGGCGAUCGGGGGCAGGAUGAAGCCGGCGGAGACGGCGGCGGUCGGCUACUGCUGCGCCGCCGCUGCUGCUGGAGACGGCGGUCCCCCGAGCAAGAUGGUGGAGUGCAGGAUCUGCCAGGAGGAGGACUGGGACAGCGGCAUGGAAGCGCCCUGCGGCUGCCGCGGCAGCCUCAAGUACGCUCACCGGAAAUGCAUCCAACGAUGGUGCAAUGAGAAGGGCGAUACCAUCUGCGAAAUAUGCUUGCAGCAAUUCAGGCCAGGUUACACUUCCCCACAGAAGUUGUUUCACUAUGGAAGUAUACCAAUGAACUUCAGGGGGAACUGGGAGAUUGCUCGGCACGAUCUCAAUGAUUCUCAGGUCAUAACAAUGGUGCCCUCUGAGCGCGAUUUCAUGGACGACUACGAGGACUACUUGCCUGUGAGGACGAGGAGCAGCGCCUUUUGUUGCCGUACAAUCGCCAUAAUUUUCAUGGCCCUCCUGGUUCUUCGACACACUCUUCCUCUCGUGGUCGGCGGGAAUGGGGAGUAUUCAUUCGCCCUAUUUUCGCUUCUUGUGCUGAGGACUGCGGGGAUUCUAUUUCCAAUCUUGGUCAUGGUGAGAGCACUGGCGACCUACCACCGUCGUCGUCGCCAACAGGAAAACCAGGAAACCUAUAUGUCUUCAGCGGACACUGAAGGCGAGGAGGAAGAAGAGGAUGCUAUCGACACUGAUUCUGCACGGCCUUACUCUGAACCACGGCUGAUCCCAGUCUACUAACACCAUCAAAUUCAAGGACAACGCCCUGCUGCAGUCGGCGGAAGAGCAGAUCCCAGGAAACAAACGAAACAAGGGGGAAAAGAUUAGACUAUAUAUAUAUAUAUAUAUAUAUAUAUAUAUAUAUAUCCUGACUUAGUAGGAUAGUCUGAAGCCACUCGCUUCUGUGUGCACAAAGGAGAAUGGAGUGGUUCUGUACAUAUCACAAGACUAACCCAGAUGCUGUUACUUGUGAGCUUCUGUAGCUCUCCCAUGUACUGAAGAAAUCACCUAAAAUUACUUGCAAAUGGAGGGAAGUAUAAACCAGUAUCAGAAUCCAUGAUAUCACAUUCUCUUUC